CUUUGUUCCUCUCCUUGUUGCUGGAGCCCAUGGGCACAGACACACUGCCAUUCUCUCUCUCACAGGGGCUGCUGAGCCAUCAUGGGGAAUACCACCAGUGAGCGAGUGUCUGGGGAGCGCCAUGGCUCCAAGUCCCACCGCUCGGAUGGCUCCGGUGCCCCCCACCCCACCAAGGAGCACCCACACAAGAUCAUGGUGGGCAGCACCGAUGACCCCAGUGUUUUCAGCUCCCACGACUCCAAGAUUCCUGGGGACAAGGAGUUUGUGACAUGGCAGCCAGAUCUGGAGGAGUCAGUGAAACCAUCCCAACAGGCUCGUCCCACUGUCAUCCGCUGGGCCGAUGGAGGCAAAGAGGUCUUCAUCUCCGGGUCUUUCAAUAAUUGGAGCACCAAGAUCCCGCUCAUCAAGAGCCACAAUGACUUUGUUGCUAUCCUGGACCUCCCAGAAGGAGAGCACCAGUACAAAUUUUUUGUGGACGGCCAGUGGGUCCAUGACCCAUCUGAGCCUGUGGUCACCAGCCAGAUGGGGACGAUUAACAACCUGAUACAUGUCAAGAAGUCUGACUUUGAAGUGUUCGAUGCUUUGAAGGUGGAUUCCCUGGAGAGCUCAGAAACCUCAGGUCGGGACUUAUCAAGCUCACCACCUGGUCCUUACGGCCAAGAGAUGUACGUAUACAGGCCUGAGGAGCGCUUCAAAUCCCCACCAAUCCUCCCGCCUCACCUCCUCCAGGUCAUCCUCAACAAGGACACCAAUAUCUCGUGUGACCCAGCACUGCUGCCUGAACCCAACCACGUCAUGCUCAAUCACCUCUACGCACUCUCCAUCAAGGAUGGCGUGAUGGUGCUCAGUGCCACGCACCGCUACAAGAAGAAGUACGUCACCACGCUGCUGUACAAGCCCAUCUGA
Molecule: messenger RNA, 906 nt
Organism: Charadrius vociferus (killdeer)
Lineage: Eukaryota; Metazoa; Chordata; Aves; Charadriiformes; Charadriidae
Gene: PRKAB2
Product: protein kinase, AMP-activated, beta 2 non-catalytic subunit
Exons: 7
Coding region: 82-906 (274 amino acids)
Biological process (GO): signal transduction
Cellular component (GO): cytoplasm; nucleotide-activated protein kinase complex; nucleus
Molecular function (GO): protein kinase binding
Source: RefSeq, a predicted model, not a curated record